AUGCCGGGAGCUUCGAUAGCUCUGCUGGCUGUUCUGCUUCAGCCUUCCCAGAACUUGCCACCACCGGCUGCCGAAACUCACUUCCUUCGCGGCCAGCAUUUGGACAAGAGCGGUGACUUACAAGGUGCCUCCGACAGCUUUCAGAAGGCCAUUGUCGCGCAUCCGGAUUAUGCUGACGCCUUCCGUGCACGAGGGAAGGUGCUGGAGAAGCUGUCAGACCUGGACGGUGCGAAGUACCACUACCAGGAAGCAACCAGGUUGGCCCCGCAGACUGCAGCCAAUCACUUCAGCUUGGGCUUGGCAUGCGAGCAGCUCGAAGACCUCGGCCAGGCAGUCGAUAGCUACCGCCGAGCGAUCGAGCUGGAUCCAAAGAUGUCGGCAGCCCAUUACAGCCUGGGUAUCGUCUUGGAACGGGAAGGGCAACUGGAAUCUGCGAUUACAAGCUAUCGAGAAGCUGUUCGUCUGAACCCCGGCCACCUCGCUUCUACGCUGAGCCUUGGCGAGGCCUUACAGCGCCAAGGCGAGAGCACUCAGGACUCGAAGAGCUUUCAGGAGGCCGAGGAGGUCUUUCGAGCAGCGUUGUCCUUGGAUGCAGCAAAGGCGAAGCCACACCUCCGGUUGGCCAACUUGUUGCAGCAAAGGCAGCGUUUCGAGGAAGCCGCCGACCAUUUCCGAAGCGCACUUGCUAUCACACCCAAAAAUGCCCCUGCCCAGUUCAGUCUGGGUUUAGUGGAAGAGGCACGUGGCAACUGGUCCGGAGCAAAAGCAGAAUACUUGAAAGCUGUUCGCUUGGCUCCAGAGCACAUUCCAGUUCGACGAUACUUUGCCAAGUUUCUACGCAAGCAUGCAGACUUCACUGAAGCUGCGGAAGGUCUGCAGAGCCUGCUCGAAAUUGACCCUACGGACAAACUCCUCCACAUGGAGCUGGCUGAGAUGAUGGCUCAAGACGGCAACCUGUUGCAAGCAGAGAUCGGCUAUCGCAACGCUUUGGCUCUGGACCCGCGCCUGGAAUCUGCGCACACGAAGCUCGGAAUCGUGCAGCGACAACUUGGAAAGCUUACCGAUGCCAGGGGAUCGCUGGAGACUGCAUUGGCUCUGAGCCCAGCAGAUGCAGGAAUAUGCACUCAGCUUGGAGUUGUUCACAAGCUGAGUGGCGACCUCACAAGUGCUGCUGCAAGCUACCAGCAAGCUAUAGACUUGGACCCAGAACAUGCUGCAGCCUACGGAAACUUGGGUAUAGUUCAAAUGCUUCAGCAAAGCUGGGAAGAGGCGGAAAGCAGUUUCUGGGCAGCUUUGAAACUGGAUCCAGACUAUGACGGAGCCUACUAUAGCCUCAGCGGCGUGCUCAGUCUGAGAGGCAAAGUUGAAGAGGCAAAGGCCUUGGCGGCCCGUCGAGUCGAGUUGGCCACGGCGAAGGGAAUUUGGCCCUUCCGGCUGUCUAUGACACAGCUGGACAGCAACAGACUCCUGCAGAGCAGGCUGCUGCAAGAAGAGGAAUUUGCCUCAAGGUAUGUGGCUGCAGCUCUGGACUCAAACAGUGAAGCAGGGGCGAGCGUUAUCAGAAAGCUUGCAAGUGCCGUGACGAAGAAUCCACCAGAGGGCUUGCACCAAUUGAUUCCGGUCCUUCGAGGAGUGCGGAGCUUGGAGAAUUCGACAGAGUGGGCCUUGCGACGCUGGAAUGAAUGCCUUGAGCUUGGGUCCGGAAGUGUGGCCUGUGCUUAUGGCACAACAUGGUUUGAGACUUGGCUGUCAGUCAUGGCUGACAGCACGUUGAGCCACGCCAUACCAGGCUACAUUGCAUCUGGCCUACAAUACACGGUGGGAGGAAGCGCAAUUGGUUACCAAUGCCUUUUUGCAGCUACAGCUCUGGGCUUCAACUGUACCGGAUAUGAGCUGUUGCAGUGUUUGGUAGCUGAUUCGAAAAGCCUGGCAGCUGACCUUUCGAGAGUUGUGGAGUCUGUGGACAUCGGCUUUGUGUGCGGAGAUGCCACGAAAGCAGACUUGUCGACCACGGGGGUGCUGUGGCUAAAUGAUGCGCUGUGGCCGCCAGAGGUACGUGAAAACAUGCUUCUCAGGGCGGUUUCAGCAAUGCCUCCAGGCUCGACCGUCAUUAGCUAUCAGCCCAAGCCAGACGACCGACAGCAGCUUUCCAAGCUGCAAAAUGAAAGGGUCAUGACGGCCGCCGUGUCUUGGAACCCUGCUCAACAGUUCUUCUUGUGGACGGUCGCAUCCUGA
Messenger RNA from Symbiodinium sp. CCMP2592, 2235 nucleotides. The record is from the annotation of a GenBank genome assembly. NCBI's taxonomy places the organism in Eukaryota, Dinophyceae, Suessiales, Symbiodiniaceae.